CACAACUUUUAUUCUGGAAAAACCCAAAGAUGCUCCAGCAACAAGAAAAAACAGGGGGCGGGAUCGCAGAGAGAAAGAGAGAGAGGAGGAGCAAAUCCGGCUCUCUGGUUGGCUGCGCCCGCCUGUCAAUCACCCCCCCGUGACGGCUCCGCAGCACCUCCCACAGACGCACAGCGGCAGCGCAGCGCCUCCGCCGACCAUGAUAUUCGAGGCACUUGCGGCUCGUCUGCAGCGAUAGGAGAGAAAAAAGAGGAGAGAAAGAGAGAAACCUCACCUCCUCAAGCAGCGAGUGAGGGAGAGAGACCGGAGAGAGAGAGAGAGAGAGAGAGAGGACGAGGAGGAGGAGAAGAAGAAGAGGCUGUGGAGUAACAGAGGAGAGACGGCAGCGGCGGCUUGGACCUCCAGCAGAGGAGGAGUGUUAAAUUGUCUGCGCUUUUAUUGUAAAGUGUCUUAAUUUCCACACAGAUUCGACAUGUCAUCGUCCGGUAAAGACAACAGCGGUGCCCAACAUGCCAAUUACGUGGGACCUUACCGCUUGGAGAAGACGCUCGGGAAGGGACAGACAGGGUUGGUGAAGCUCGGAGUUCACUGUGUAACAUGCCAGAAAGUCGCCAUAAAGAUUGUCAACCGCGAAAAGCUCAGCGAGUCAGUACUAAUGAAGGUGGAGCGAGAAAUAGCUAUCCUGAAGCUCAUAGAACACCCGCACGUUUUAAAGCUGCAUGACGUCUACGAAAAUAAAAAGUACUUGUACCUUGUGCUAGAACACGUGUCUGGUGGCGAGCUGUUCGACUACUUGGUGAAGAAAGGCAGGUUAACGCCUAAAGAGGCCAGGAAAUUCUUCAGACAGAUCAUGUCUGCUCUGGAUUUUUGCCACAGUCAUUCCAUAUGCCACAGGGAUCUGAAGCCUGAGAACCUGUUGCUAGAUGAGAAGAACAACAUCAGGAUAGCAGACUUCGGCAUGGCCUCCCUUCAGGUUGGAGACAGUCUGCUGGAAACCAGCUGUGGAUCUCCACACUACGCCUGUCCAGAAGUCAUCAGGGGAGAGAAGUAUGACGGGAGGAAAGCAGACGUCUGGAGCUGUGGGGUCAUUCUUUUUGCCCUCUUGGUGGGUGCCCUGCCGUUCGACGACGACAACCUGAGGAAUCUGCUGGAGAAGGUGAAGCUGGGAGUGUUUCACAUGCCACACUUCAUCCCUCCAGACUGUCAGAACCUCCUCCGUGGCAUGAUCGAAGUGGACGCCACCAAAAGACUAACGUUAGAACAGAUCCAGAAGCACACAUGGUACAUAGGAGGGAAGAACGAGCCAGAGCCGGAGCAGCCUGUGCCCAGGAAGGUGACCAUCCGCAGCUUGCCCUCUGCCGACGAUAUCGACCCAGAUGUACUGGACAGCAUGCACUCCCUGGGCUGCUUCAGAGACAAAAACAAACUACUGAAGGACCUGCUCUCAGAUGAUGACAACCAAGAAAAGAUGAUCUACUUCCUGUUGCUGGACCGCAAGGAAAGGUACCCCAGUCAGGAGGACCAGAACCUUCCGCCUCGCAACGAGAUUGAUCCUCCGAGGAAGCGGGUGGACUCCCCCAUGUUGAACCGUCACGGCAAGAGGAGACCAGAGAGGAAGUCCAUGGAGGUCCUCAGCGUCACAGACGGAGGCUCGCCUGUACCGGCCAGGAGGGCCAUCGACAUGACGCAGCACGGACAGAGUAAAUCAGUGUACAGUAAAAGCUUGGAUAUUCCUGACGCCAGUACAAAAUGCAGCAAAGAAGAAAGGUCGCGGUCUAUUAGCGGAGCCUCCUCUGGCCUCUCCACCAGCCCCCUCAGCAGCCCACGGGUUACCCCUCACCCCUCCCCUCGAGGCAGCCCCCUCCCCACCCCAAAGGGCACCCCUGUGCACACUCCCAAGGACAGCCCGGCCGGGACCCCGACCCCAACGCCGCCACCCAGCCCGUCCAUCGGAGGCAUGCCUUGGAGGACGCGCCUCAACUCCAUCAAGAACAGCUUCCUGGGCUCGCCACGCUUCCACCGCAGGAAACUUCAAGUUCCCACACAAGAGGAGAUGUCCAGCCUCACGCCAGAGUCUUCCCCAGAACUUGCCAAAAAAUCCUGGUUUGGUAACUUCAUCAACCUGGAAAAAGAGGAGCAGAUCUUCAUCGUCAUCAGAGACAAGCCUCUCAGCUCCAUCAAGGCAGACAUCGUUCAAGCCUUUCUCUCGAUCCCCAGCCUGAGCCACAGUGUGAUCUCUCAGACCAGUUUCCGAGCAGAAUACAAGUCCACAGCGGGCCCCACAGUCUUCCAGAAACCGGUUAAAUUCCAGGUGGAUAUCACCUACACGGAGAGCACGGCCGCCACCAAGGAGAACGGCAUCUACUCUGUCACCUUCACCCUGCUCUCAGGACCAAGCCGGCGCUUUAAGCGAGUAGUGGAGACGAUUCAGAGCCAGUUGUUAAGCACACAUGACCAGCCGGGAGUCCAGCAGCUGUCUGACGAGAAGAACGGACAGGUGCCCUACCCGUCUGGCACGCCCACCAAGCACUGCCCCUCGCCCAUGCACGUCCGGAGGCACGAGGCAGAAAACAAUGACACCAAAUGCCCCGCCGCGGGCCGAGACAGAGCCAAGUUGUCGCUGGCGUCUGUGGGGACGCAGGAGGAGUCUUAGACUGAGACGCCGUGUAGUCGAUCCCAUUUUAAAGCCCAUCCCAGUAUCACUAUAAACCAGUGACACAGAGAGAAGACCCUCUCUGUACAUAGCUAGAUGUACAUAAUCAUUUAUGGACGUUUUUGUUUUGUUUUUUGUAUAAAAUGACUUUAUACAGAUAGAAAUAUAUUAAGAGAAGUGAUAUUUUACAAAAACACACACACCCACACACACAAACACACACUCCUGUCCUUCCACUCUCCCUUUGUCAUCCACCACCAUCAUCACCACCUUCUGCCCCAACCAUCCAAUCACCUGUGGCUCUGUUGUUUUUACUCCCUUGCUGCUAACCUGUGUGAUGACCUGACUUGUUUCUGAUACCAGGAAUUAUCCAGAAAACCUAUUAAGCCCCUCCUCCUGCUCCCCCCUGCUCCGCUCGCCCUCCACCCCUCCGACCAAACCCCCUCCACCACCCCCCGCCCCCCCACACGAGUGUGCCGAGGGAGAGACGGACAUUUGUUGACGGAGGACUGCUUUUUAAGAGGUGCGCUGAGAAGAGGGGUGGGGGGUUACCAUGGAAACAGACCCCUUCAUGCAGACUUCUACUUUCAUCUCCCUCCGAGCCCCCUUCUCCACCUUUGGCAGCCGCCAGUAGAAAUAGAUGAAAAUACCUUUAGUAUUCCCCUAUCUGAGAAACAAACACACACACACACACAUGCACGCACAACUAACCCACACACGUCUCGAUGAAAACAAGAAGACACACUCUCCCCACUUCACUUCACUUUACCGACCCGACCCACCUUUCCUCUGUUUGGAGCUCAUUUCGAGGAGCGCUCAUUAAUUGGAAAAACAAUUUGAACACACACACACACACACACACACACACACACACACAUACAGAACACACACAUGCAUACACGCACAGGUCCAGUAUGCACAGGAAAAAAACUCUGGGAUGUAUUAACACGAACAAACAACAACAAUAAAUUUAGAAAAAAAAGAAGAAGAAGAAGACGUGACUGAUUUCAGAGGAGGAGAGAAGGAGGAGGAGUUUUGUGGAAAAGCCCAAACAGCCGACGCGGAUGCUUGCUGGAUUGUAAUUUCUUUGCUUUUUAAUGUACUUUCUUUGUGAAGAAACUGGGUUUAAAAAUACUAACUGACUUUAUUAGAAAAUUAACUCUAUUGCUGCAAAACGGACUGGAAUUGUGAUUUCAGAGAGGAGUCGGGGGAGAGAGCAGAACAGGGGCAGUGGGGGAGAUGAUAUUGAUAGUACAGGGUUGGGGGGAGGGACGCGGGAGGGUAUGUGGGUAUUUAAAAUGAAUGAUCUAUUCUGUUGUACAGACUGAUAUCAUUUCUUAUGUAAAAAAAAAAAAAGAAGAAAAAAAAGAAAUGUCUCUAGUUGUGACACGAUGUUUAGAUACCAUAAUAAGGGUCAGGUGGGUACACCUGCGCCCGCCCACAUGCUGUCAUUUUAAAUCUGUCCGUUAAUGUAUUUUUGUUACUCGAUCAAUUCCGACUUUGUUUGAUUGACCUGAUAAUGAUCCAAAUGUUCCUGUUUGUGUUAUCUGCAGCAGCAACUUGUCUUUGUUUUUUUUUUGUUUUGUUUUUUUUUUCCCCUCCAUUUAUACCUCUCUCUUAGUCUCACAUACCAGCAGUAGGAGUAGAGGAACAACAACGACAACAACAACAAACAAAAAAAAAAUAUAUCAUGACGUGAAAAAUGCAAUUGUGGAUAUUUUUGUAUAUCUGUCCUUAUUUAUUCAUGUUCGUUCAUCUCACUGUUUUGAGUUCCUAAUUUAUUAUAACUCGGCUAUUUAUAUGAACAAAGCUGUUAGGUCCGUUGAAUGUUAUUUAUUACCCUCUUGUGUGUUCGUAAAAAUGGGGCAACGUUUGAAGAAAAAAAAAAGAACUUUUUUUUUUCUCUCUCUCUUUUUGUUUACGGUCUGAAUUUAACAGAAUUAUGUGAAACAUCAACAAGUUGCGAGUUCUCUUUUCCUCGACGAGGGAGAGAGAACUUGUGGGAGCUCUUGGGGAAAAAAAAAAAGAUUUACCAGUAAUUUAAGAAUGUAGACUUAGCCUCUUUUUGGAGAAGGAAUAUGCUCUUCUAUUGAUAUUUGUCAGUUUCAUAUUAUUGUGCUUGUAGGCCAGGCCUGAGGAGACGGACAAACCACAGAUCCCGGUCCACUUCUUCUCUUUGUAAAUAGACAGACGAACCGUUGGGGGUUGAUUGUCUUCUCGACCAUGCUGGGGAUUCCUGCUCUAUGCUUUUAGCUUGUAUUGCUGUGUGCAUGUCAAACAUGAGCUUUUCUUUGCAUGGCUUUAGUGUUCAUGUUCCAUGCCAAACUCACUCCUUCUCUCAGCCUUCAUCGAUUUCCUUCUCUACAGAACAACCUUUUUAAUUGUUUCUAUUCCUCCCCCUCCCCCGCCCCUCUCUUUCAACCCUGUCUGCUUUUAUUUUCUGGCCUUCUAUAUAUUUUUUAUUCUUCUUCUUCUUCUUCUUCUUCUUCUUCUUCUUCUUCUUCUUCUUCCCUCGCUCCUGCUUAUCUUUUUUUCCUUCCUUCCCUCCUUCCCUCCUCCUCGAGUCUUGUGCACACGAAAGCUUUUUGAACAAUGCUUCCUUUACUCUGUACCUCUCUCUGGAAGGCUCGGAGGUCUUGGCUCUCUCCACCUGUUUGGUUGGAGAGACGCAGUGAGGGGAUCUCGGUACACAAACACAAAGCAAUACCCUGUUGUUCACCCCGCCCUCUCCCCUCCUUUUCUGUUUUCUACAAUGGGAAGCUAGCAGCACCAAGGACAUCCAGUGAUUCUGAGGCCCCGAGCGGUCUUCUGACAGAGCAGGAAACAAAACUGACUGAUGUAAUCCCCAUAUAAAAUAACUGUGAGCAUCUUCAGUGCUGAAACAAAUAAACUCAUUAAGUUAUGGUG
Molecule: messenger RNA, 5560 nt
Organism: Acanthopagrus latus (yellowfin seabream)
Lineage: Eukaryota; Metazoa; Chordata; Actinopteri; Spariformes; Sparidae
Product: serine/threonine-protein kinase BRSK2
Exons: 20
Coding region: 473-2653 (726 amino acids)
Biological process (GO): intracellular signal transduction; protein phosphorylation; microtubule cytoskeleton organization
Cellular component (GO): cytoplasm
Molecular function (GO): protein serine/threonine kinase activity; tau-protein kinase activity; ATP binding
Source: RefSeq, a predicted model, not a curated record